Molecule: messenger RNA, 2984 nt
Organism: Eublepharis macularius
Lineage: Eukaryota; Metazoa; Chordata; Lepidosauria; Squamata; Eublepharidae
Gene: ZGPAT
Product: zinc finger CCCH-type and G-patch domain containing
Exons: 7
Coding region: 207-1805 (532 amino acids)
Biological process (GO): regulation of transcription by RNA polymerase II; negative regulation of DNA-templated transcription
Cellular component (GO): nucleus
Molecular function (GO): DNA-binding transcription factor activity, RNA polymerase II-specific; metal ion binding; RNA polymerase II cis-regulatory region sequence-specific DNA binding
Source: RefSeq, a predicted model, not a curated record
CGCAGGAAGGUUUCUUGUUGGUGUGGAGGCGGAGUCGGGGGAAAUCAUGGUGGUUGUGAGAUGCUGAAAGGGAGCCUGGGUAUCGUUUGCACUGGUUGUUAAAAAGAAGAAGAAAUCGCCGAGGAGAAGACAGGCACAUGGUUUGUGAUGAACAUAAGCGCAGCUUGGUGAAGUGAAUUCCAACAAGGACUGUCUGUCCUCUAGAAAUGGAUGAAGAGAGUUUGGAAGCCGCAAUUCAGACUUACAAUGCCCAACUUCAGCAAGUGGAACUGGCUUUGGGAGCUGGGCUGGACCCGUCACAAGAGUCGGAUCUGAUCCAACUCCAGUCAGAUUUAAAGCAGCUGAUCGAACUUACCGAAUCCAGCCUGGUGUCUGUGAAAAAGAGCAAACUCUUUGCCACUUUGGACCCAGGGACGAUCUCCACAUCUCCAUCCGCUCAUCUAAACCAGGACAGUAGUAAGUCUGGCAGACCCAGUGGCGACGAAGAAUACGCAGCUUUUCAGGAAGCGAUUGCUGAAGUGGAUGGAGGGGGCGAGCCCUCGGGUAUUCGGGACGAGGCCUACCCCAAAACAGACAGUGAGGCUGACAGUGAGGGGGGAGAAGAGGAACUAGAGGAGGCAGCCAGUGGGAUGAAAGUGAAAGCCCCUUACUACAGCUCUUGGGGCACCCUGGAAUACCACAAUGCCAUGAUCGUGGGGAGCGAGAGUUUGGAAGAUGGAAGCGCGGGCGUCCGAGUUCUCUAUCUCUACCCCACUCACAAAUCCCUGAAGCCGUGCCCCUUUUUCCUGGAAGAGAAAUGCCGAUUCAAGGAGAAUUGCCGAUUUUCCCAUGGGCAGGUUGUCUCUGUGGAGGAGCUGCGUCCGUUUGAGGAUCCUGAUCUCAGUUGCCUGGCUGUCGGCUCAGCCUGCCUGGCCAGGCAUCAGGAUGGGAUCUGGUACACUGCCAGAAUCACCGACAUUGAUAGCGGGUACUACACCGUGAAAUUUGAUUCCCUGCUGCUGAAAGAAGCCGUCGUGGAGGGGGAUGGUAUCAUACCUCCACUGCGCAGCGAGGACGGAUCUUCCUCUUCUGAUUCAGAAGAUGAUGACGUGGACGAUGCGGGAUACGCUAAAGUCAUCGAGUCCGGUGCCCCCGAGAACGGGGAAGGGCCCUCUGCCUGCAGUUCCUCCUUUGGCAGCUGGGAGGCGCAUACUCGAGGCAUCGGCUCUAAACUCCUUGCUCAGAUGGGGUACGAGCUCGGGAAAGGCUUGGGGAAGAACGCAGAGGGCCGCGUGGAGCCCGUGUUGGCUGUUGUGCUGCCAAAGGGCAAAUCCUUGGACCAGUGUGCCGAGAUACUUCAGAAGAAGAGGGAGGGGAAGCUCGAUCCAGCCAAACCCAAGCGACGGCGGGCGAAAGGAAGUGGUGCCACCCAGUCCUCUGCACGGCGCCCGAAGCCCCCCAAGAGAAACGUGUUUGACUUUCUGAACGAAAAGCUUCAGGGCAGGGACUCUGGUGAGCAGCCAGGGGGGCUGGCGCCGCUCGAGAGGGACAGCAAGGAGAUCUACCACGCUAGCAGAAGCACCAAGAGGGCGCUGAGCGUGCGCCUCUUCCAGACAGUGGAGAAGAUCGAGCAAACGCAGAAGGACAUCCGCGGGAUCCAGGAGGCCCUGGCACGCAACGUUGGACGGCACAGCAUCGCCACAGCUCAGCUGGAAGAAAAGCUGGCCGGCGCCCGCAAAAAGCUGGCUGAGCUACGGUCUCAGGAGUCCAGCCUUCAGCGAGAGCAAAAGAAAGCCGACACGCACAAGAAAAUGACCGAGUUCUAGUCUGCCUCUCUCGUUCGCCCUCAGUCAUGUCUGUUGGCUGGGCUGCUGUCCUGCUGCGCCGUGCAGCCAACUGGGAGCUGGAGCUGCAUCUUCUCUUCUGGACCUCAUUCAUCCCAGCACCAGAACUUGGACCAAAAGACACAGGCCGGAUCUGCACCCUCCUAGCUGUCUUGACUGGUUACGGAAUAGUCGCCCUAGGAGUAAGAGCAGAUUACCCUUUUGCCUUUCCUUUUUGUUUAUCGCCUUUGUAAGAAACCUCCAGGAAGACCCCGUGGCCAGCCACAUGUGGGGCUUCAGGAAGAGGUUGUGUUGGAGGGAGGAAGCCAUCAACAUGCAUCAGUCACUGUUGCGGCUGUUUGCUUGGCUCUUUCUGCUUCCGGGAUUCCUUUGUGGGGCGUCAGUGGCAGAUUUUUCUCUCCUUGUUCGGUUGCAGCAGAAAUAACUUGGAAGCACUAUAAGUAGAAAGAAUUAGGGAAGAUGAGAUGGUGGGGCUGUCUACCACCCUGGGGCCUCCUGGCCUGGCAGAAGGAGCGGCUGCAUCCCUACGCACAGCCCCCGAGCCGUGUGUCACAUGCGAAACCCCAGCCUCUUUGUCCUCUGUAGUGCUGUGGUCUGAUGAGAGGAAUUACACCAGCCAUGGAAAAAGUGCCUGCAAGAUACGUUUGCCACAUUACAAUGGUUUGGUACUUCGAUUGUUGUCAGCUCCCUGUGUCCCUGGAUCUGAAGCCCUGCCACCCAAAUUGGCAUGACGUUUGCUGGCGGCAUCACGUGAUCUCUUUCCACCUGUGAAAUGGCAUGGAAAUCUGGUCACAUGAUGCCUCCUAGUGAAGGAGUUGUUCCCGAGACUGCCAAAAACCUUGGAAAGCAGGGAGGGGAGGUGGCAGCCGGCAUGGACGCUGGAUAGAGCGAGCGCCAUCACGCAGUGAGUUUAAGCGGCAGCCACGUAACAAGCAGUCACUCGAUUCCGUCCUUAACCUGCUGCUUCUCUCAAAACCGAAGACGGAGCGGAGAGAAGUUGCUGUCGUUCUCGCUUGGGCCCGCAGCCUGGACUGAGAUGCGAUCAGAGAACACGAUGCACCAUUUUAUCUCAGAAGGAUGCUGUGGGGAGAAGGGCGGCCCGUUCUGUGAUUCAGGCAGGCAUCGGCAUCCGUGUAACUUCCUCUGCUCGUUUCCUUUCAA